GUCAAAGUCAGCUGUUGCUUGUGUGUUCUGUUGAACGUGGGACGUCGUGCGCGUUCUCAAAUAUUUCUCUCAGUGUUUCAUUUCUUUGGCUCGGCCAUGGGAAAGCAGGACAAAGUAUUAGUCUUGUGGACUAAGGACUGCAAGUUCUCAGUAGAGCCCUUGAGCAAUGUGCCGGCAGCAUCGCGAUUCGUAGGUGCUGUAACACCGGUUCGGUUUAGUGGAGACAAGAAGUUCUACGCAGCCCAAGUUAAGAUGAUUAGUGGUGACGCGGCGGAAUUGGACAAGAAGUCCGAAGAAUUAGCUAUUGAAUUGGCUAUGCAGAAGGCGAAGGCCGGCAACAAGCGGCAACGCAGGCAGAGGCAGCAAGAUGACUCUGUUGCUUCAGAGAAGAGAGUAGCCCAAGCACUGGGGCAGAGGGCCCCAGUUCCCCAUGCUGCUCUGCCUAUCAAGCAGGCCGCUCAGAAGGCCAAGAAAGAUGCAAUGAUUAAUCGCUUCACUGGUCAAACUGCGAUGGACCAUCAGGUGUUGAGCUCAGUGAGAAGAUCACUUAAUUUCCCCUCUUCAACCUGUGCGUCUAGUGAUUAAGGCAGUGUUAGGGAUUCUGACAGCUGUAUUUCUGAUGAUGAUGGUAACGAGUCUGACUGCAGUGUCUCAAAUACUGACUCUGGUGACAUUUCCGAUAAGGAUCUUGGUGAUGCUGCUGGGUCGUCAUGGUGUUCCUGUCAGGUCUGCCAGACACUAAGCAAAUACAGUGAUCCCAAGUGCAUGUCGUUCCUUAGACAACUACAAGAUCUUCUGGAGGGCCACGGGAAAGAGAGGGAGGUCCACUAUCUGGAAUUACUUCCAAUCCCGGAGAAUGUCAAGAAGACUGAAUUGAGUUCAACAGCGAAGGUUCCUAUCUAUAUUGCAUCCAGUGAUAAGGACAUGUUAAAAGUUGAUUUCAAGAACAAGCCUGCUUCACUAAUCCGUGAAACACUCUUCAGUCUUUAUGGCACAGAAGUCUUCCGAACUCGGUUGGUAACUGGGAGAGGCAACAACCCUGGCACCUAUGGGAUCCGUUAUGAUGUUUUGAAGUCAAUAUAUGCUUUUGUUAACAACCAUGUUGACACUUCCAAGCGUUUGAAGAUGCAUCAAGUAGUCCAAACAAUCAACAAACGAGCAGAAGAUUGGCGGAAGAAGCUAUCCACUAAACCAUUGAAGAAGAGCAGAUCCAAGAAACUGAAGUUAUCUGAGGCUGACUCUCCUCCGUCUCUACAUGAGAAGGUGAUAGAUGUCAUCAGUGCACCUCCACAUCAGGAUGCCUCUAGUCCUCGCCAGGAUGCAAGGACGCCUCCGCAGGCACCAAUCCAUGAAGAGGCUCCAGGAACUCCUCAGCAGAGUGCACCCCACCAGGCACCUCCGUCACGCCCACUCCAUGGGGCUCCUGGAACUCCUCAGCAGAGUGCACCCCACCAGGCAACUCCAUCGGGCCCCCUCCAUGGGGCUCCUGGAACUCCUCAGCAGAGUGCACCCCACCAGGCACCUCCGUCAGGCCCACUCCAUGGGGCUCCUGGAACUCCUCAGCAGAGUGCACCCCACCAUGCUCCUCCAUCAGGCCCACUCCAUGGGGCUCCUGGAACUCCUCAGCAGAGUGCAACCCACCAUGCACCUCCAUCAGGCCCACUCCAUGGGGCUCCUGGAACUCCUUACGGUGCACCCUUCUCUCAAGCACCUUGUUUUCAACCAGAGCCUUCGGCAUGGCAGUCAAAUCCUUACCAGUAUUUUUAUCCACCCAACUACCAGUGGCCAGCAGCCCCUUCUGCUUCCUAUGUACCCACCUAGAUUUGAUUUUGGAUUUUUUAAUAUGCUAUUGUUUAUUUUCUGAACUCUGCUAUGAAGUUAUAGCUAUGUAUGUGUCCGUUCAUCAGUCUAUCCUAACUAGUCCUUAUUUUUUCUUUGGAUCUUCGGGCUUUCUUUAAAAAGUCUAUUGCUUAUUUUCUGAUAUAAUAAAUAUGAUCAUGAAUUAGUCCGUCCAAUAGUAAAUGAAUUUCAUGAUGAAUAAAUAUUUGUCAAUUA
Molecule: messenger RNA, 2055 nt
Organism: Thrips palmi
Lineage: Eukaryota; Metazoa; Arthropoda; Insecta; Thysanoptera; Thripidae
Product: proline-rich protein HaeIII subfamily 1-like
Exons: 7
Coding region: 766-1821 (351 amino acids)
Source: RefSeq, a predicted model, not a curated record